Molecule: messenger RNA, 3309 nt
Organism: Camelus dromedarius (Arabian camel)
Lineage: Eukaryota; Metazoa; Chordata; Mammalia; Artiodactyla; Camelidae
Product: germinal center-associated signaling and motility-like protein
Exons: 5
Coding region: 48-446 (132 amino acids)
Biological process (GO): regulation of B cell receptor signaling pathway; regulation of lymphocyte migration
Source: RefSeq, a predicted model, not a curated record
GUUUUUAGACCCUGUGAGUGAAGACAGCCUCGUGUUCCCAGUAUAUCAUGGCUUCAUCUUCAAGUUGCCUGAAAGACAAUCAAAAGCAGCUCGGGAAGGAGAACCCAGAUGUGAAAAGUAAACGGCAGGAAAUGACUACACUUGAGAGAGAAAAUCAAGGUCAAGAUAAGAAAAGUAAAGAUGUCCCAUCCACUUCUAAUCAGGAAAAUGAGAAUGGCAGUGGUUCUGAAGAAGUGAGCUACACUGUCAUUAAUCACCUGCCCUAUCGGAGACCCUCUCUGAGCUCCAAUGAUGGCGGUUAUGAGAACGUUCUGUCUACCACAGGAAGAGGGAGACCAUUAAGAGAAGGGUCAGAAACAGAAUAUGCCCGUCUCAGGACAACUUCUGUUAGUAGGCCUUCUUCCUGUACCCCUGAGAAUGAUUAUGAAUUUGUACUUCCUCACUAGAACCUUCAUUCCUCACCGUCUUCCAGUAACAAAGAUGAUACAGCAUAGUGGCCUCCAGGGGAGCUUCGCUUUCAGCAGUUCAUGAAACAUUCAUUUCUGGCCAAAUCUUAGAAAUUAUGUCCUUUUACUAUAUUUGCAUCGAGAAACUCUGAAAUACGGCAUUUCUGUGGUUUGGGUAAAGCCAUAUAGAUUGACAUAAUGAGAUAGAGUAUUCUGCAUCCUCUUGUUUGUAAGGUUUGAGGACAUGGAGGUGGUGGGAAAACCUUCCUAAGACAAUAAACACCCACAGAUAUACAACUUAGAAUAUCCAGUUUCAAUCCUGCUUUCCACAUUUCAAAACCCAACAUUCAUACUCCUAAUCAUCUAUUUCAAUUUUUGAGGUUUAAUAUAUGAAAUAAACUCUUAAAAUCUAAGACGAGUGACUAGACCAUUUGCUAACCUGAUAUUUACUUCAAUCUUGUCUUUUCCAUGUAUUAGAGAUUCUUGCCAUAAAUUUGAGGUAGUAGUUCAAAAACUAAUACAUUUUGAUAACUGGCCUUUCUGAAAGGAGAAACUGGGAGUGUCAUUAAGACAAAAAAGAGGAAUAAAUGAAUAAGGGUUAGGGUCUUUCUUUCCAAUAGUAAAUCACAGAAUUCUGCUUGAAGAUUACUAAGAAAAUGAAAGUAUACAUGCUUAUAGUUUUGUUCACAACAUACUACUUCAUUUAACCUAUGACUAGUUAUCUCAAAUGAGGAAGGAUGAAUAGUGUCUGGUUUUAAAAUUUAGGUAAAUUCAUAAGUAAUCCAUCUAUUUUACUUUCAUUCCCAAGGAUAUUCCAAAUGAUAUGCCAGCUUCUCAAUUAGGACACAAAGGCCGUAAGUGACAAAACAUUUAUGAUUAGUUUUUUACCAAAGUGGGUAUAGAGGGAACAUAUCUCAACAUAAUAAGAGCUAUUUAUGACAAACCUACAGCCAGCACAGGACUCAACAAUGAAAACCUGAAAACCUUCCCACUAAAAUCUAGGACAACACAAGGUUGUCCACUCUCACCACUCCUAUUCAACAUAGUCUUGGAAGUCCUAGCCACAACUACCAGGCAAGAAAAAGAAAUAAAAUGGAUCCAAAUUGGAAAUGAAGAGGUAAAACUGUCACUAUAUGAAGAUGACAUGAUACUAUAUAUGGAAAACCCUAAAAGCUCCACACAAAAACUACUAGAACUAAUAAAAGAAUUCAGCAAGGUAGCAGGAUACAAGAUUAAUGUACAAAAAUCAGUUUCAUUUCUUUACACUAAUGAUGAAUCAACAGGAAAAGAAAGUAAAGAAAUAAUUCCUUUUAAAAUAGCACCCAAAGUAAUAAAACAACUAGGAAUACAUCUAAUCAAGGAGGUGAAGACUUAUACAUGGAGAAUUACAAAACAUUGAUUAAGGAAAUUAAAGACUUUAAAAAUGGAAAGAUAUUCCAUGCUCCUGGAUUGGAAGAAUCAAUAUUGUUAAAAUGGUCACACUGCCCAAGGAAAUCUACAGAUUUAAAGCAAUCCCUAUCAAACUAUCCAGGACAUAUUUCACAGAACUAGAACAAAUCGUAAUAAAAUUUAUAUGGAAUCACAAAAGACCUAGAAUUGCCAAAGCAUUACUUAAGAAAAAGAAAAAGGCUGGAUGAAUAAUCCUCCCAGACUUUAGACAAUACUACAGAGCUACAGUGAUCAAAACAGCAUGGUAUUGGCAUAAAAACAGACAUAUGGAUCAAUGGAACAGAAUAGAGAGCCCAGAAAUGAGCCCAUAAACUUUUGGUCAAUUAACUUUAACAAAGGAGGCAAGAGCAUACAAUGGAAUAAAGACAAUCUCUUCAGCAAAUGGUGUUGGGAAAACUGGACAGCUGCACGUAAAUCAAUGAAGCUAGAACACUCCCUUACACCAUACACAAAAAUAAACUUAAAAUGAAUUAAAGACUUAAACUUAAGGCAAGACACAAUAAACCUCCUAGAAGAAAAUAUAGCAAAACAUUAUCUCACAUAUAUCUCAAAAAUGUUCUCCUAGGGCAGCCUACCCAAGAAAGAGAAAUAAAAGCAAAAAUAAACAAACGGGACCUAAUUAAACUUACUUGCUUUUGCACAACAAAGGAAACCACAAGCAAAACAAAGCAACAGCCUAUGGAAUGGGAGAAAAUUUUUGUAAAUGAACCCGACAAAGGCUUGAUUUCCAGAAUAUAUAAACAGCUCAUAUGACUUAAUAAGAAAAAAACAAACAACCAAGUUCAAAAAUGGGCAGAAGACUUAAACAAGCAAUUCUCCAAUGAAGACAUACACAUGGCCAAUAGACAUAUGAAAAAAUGCUCAAUAUCACUAAUUAUCACAGAAGUGAAAAUCAAAACUACAAUGAGGUAUCACCUCACACCAGUCAGAAUGGCCAUCAUUUAAAAGUCCACAAAUGAUAAAUGCUGGAGAGGCUGUGGAGAAAACGGAACCCUCUCACACUGUUGGUGGGAAUGCAGUUUAGUGCAGCCAUUGUGGAAAACAGUAUGGAGAUUCCUCAAAAGACUAGGAAUAGACUUACCAUAUGACCUAGCAAUCCCACUCCUGGGCAUAUAUCCAGAAGGAACCCUAAUUCAAAAAGACACCUUCACUUCAAUGUUCAUAGCAGCAUUAUUUACAAUAGCCAAGACAUGGAAACAGGCUAAAUGUCCAUCGACAGAUAACUGGAUAAAGAUGUACAUUUAUAUAAUGGAAUACUAUUCAGCCAUAAAAAUGACAACAUAAUGCCAUUUGCAGCAACAUGGAUGUCCCUGGAGAAUGUCAUUCUAAGUGAAGAAAGCCAGAAAGAAAAAGAAAAAUACCAUAUGAUAUCACUCAUAUGGGAAAUCUGAAAAAAAAAAAAAAAGAAAGAAAA